AUGGCGAUGGCAAAUAAUAGUUGCCCGUCUCUGGUAAUGCUUACAAAUGUGCGUAAUUUUUGUACCACAAUAAACGAAAUAAUACUGAACGUAACAAAGCCUAAGCCUGAACCCGAAUCUGAACCUGGACCUUUAUCUAAACUGAAUCAGAACCUGAACAUGAACAUAAACCUAAACCUGAACCUAAACCCGAAUCUGAACGUGAACCUGAACCUGAAUUCAAAUCUUAAUUUGAACCUAAAGCUAAACCUGAACUUGAACCUAAACUUGAAACCUGACCAUGAACCUGAUCUGAACGUGAAUUUAAACUUGAGCCUGAACCUGAACCUGAACCUGAACCUAAAUCUAAACCAGAACCUGAACCUGAACCUGAACUUGAACUUGAACUUGAACUUGAACUUGAACCUGAACUUGAGCCUGAACCUAAACCUCACCCUGAGCCUGGUCCAGACUCAGAACCUGAAUAACCUAAGCCUGAACCUGAACCUGAACCUGAACCUGAACAUGAACUUGGACCUGAACUUGAACCUGAACCUGAACUUAAACCUGAACCUGAUCCUGACCCAGAACCUGAACGUGAACCUAACUGUGAACCUGAACCUGAAUCUGAACUCAAACCUUAAACUGACCCUAAACCUCAACCUGAACCUGAAUCUGAACUUGAACUUAAGCAUGAACCUGAACCUGAAUUCUCUAUUCCGAAUGAAUAAAUAA
Molecule: messenger RNA, 714 nt
Organism: Wyeomyia smithii (pitcher-plant mosquito)
Lineage: Eukaryota; Metazoa; Arthropoda; Insecta; Diptera; Culicidae
Exons: 3
Coding region: 1-714 (237 amino acids)
Source: RefSeq, a predicted model, not a curated record